Molecule: messenger RNA, 1073 nt
Organism: Plodia interpunctella (Indianmeal moth)
Lineage: Eukaryota; Metazoa; Arthropoda; Insecta; Lepidoptera; Pyralidae
Gene: RpL5
Product: Ribosomal protein L5
Exons: 7
Coding region: 136-1035 (299 amino acids)
Biological process (GO): translation; ribosomal large subunit assembly
Cellular component (GO): ribosome; cytosolic large ribosomal subunit
Molecular function (GO): structural constituent of ribosome; 5S rRNA binding
Source: RefSeq, a predicted model, not a curated record
AACAUGCCUACUAUGGCAACAUUGAUUAACAUAAAAAUAUGAAGCAAAACGUCAAAGGUGAAAAAAAAAAUCUUUUUCGAUUUGAAGGUGUUCUGUGCUCACGUUUGUGUCGCUGGGACACCGUAAUUUAUUAAAAUGGGCUUUGUGAAAGUAGUUAAGAACAAACAAUACUUCAAGAGGUACCAGGUCAAAUUCAAGAGGCGCCGUGAAGGAAAAACUGAUUAUUAUGCCCGCAAACGUCUCAUUGUUCAGGAUAAGAACAAGUACAACACACCCAAGUACCGCCUCAUUGUUCGCCUCUCCAACAAGGAUGUGACUGCCCAGGUUGCCUAUUCUCGCAUUGAAGGAGACCAUAUUGUGUGCGCUGCUUAUUCUCAUGAACUGCCAAAGUAUGGCAUUAAAGUCGGACUGACAAAUUAUGCGGCUGCUUACUGUACUGGGCUGCUGUUGGCACGCCGUCUUCUGCAGAGGCUGGGCCUCGACUCCCUCUACACUGGCCAAACUGAUGUCACUGGAGAUGAAUACAAUGUGGAACCAGUAGACAAUGGCCCAGGUGCAUUCAGAUGUUACCUUGAUGUAGGUUUAGCACGUACCACUACUGGGGCCAGAGUCUUUGGUGCCAUGAAAGGUGCUGUUGAUGGUGGUCUCAAUGUUCCCCACUCUGUCAAGAGAUUCCCUGGUUAUGAUGCUGAAAUCAAGAAAUUUAAUGCUGAAGUUCAUCGGUCUCACAUCUUUGGUUUACACAUAGCAGAAUACAUGCGGAAUCUAGAACAAGAAGAUGAAGAUUCAUUCAAAAGACAAUUUGGCAAAUACAUCAAACUUGGAGUAGCAGCAGAUGCGAUUGAAGGCAUCUACAAGAAAGCCCAUGAAGCCAUCCGUGCAGACCCAUCACACAAAAAGAAGAGUGAAAAGAAAGAUCCUGCCAAACAGAAGCGCUGGAACAAGCGCAAGCUCACCCUCGCUGAGAGGAAGAACAGGAUUAAGCAGAAGAAGGCGUCAUUCAUCAAAAGGCUGCAGGCUCAAGCUGAAGCUUAGUGUGGCUAAUUUUAACAAUAAAGCCACUUUUCACGGGA